AACACGCACGCAGGCUUUGAAGCAGUGUGUCUGCUGUCCUUGGACGACGAACAAGGCUGGACGGCGGCGUCGUUUCACGGUGAAAGACGCGAGCAUCCACGACGGCUCUUUCCUCAACCCUUCCCCGGACGUUUAGGCGGAGGCAGCCGGGCUGAAAUGUGAGCGGCGGACCGCCGGUGAGAGCCUCGCGGAUGGAUGAGACCGCAGCGCCGCGUUGAUGCGGCAGCGACCCUUAAACACACCGCAGGACAUCAGCCGCUAGUGUUUGUGCGAGGAAUCCGGUUUUCGUGAGGAACAAAAUAGCCGCCCUCUACCGGCUUUAAGAAUGGCGGCCGUGGUCAACUACUCGCCGCCCUGGUGGGUCAACCUGCUCCACCGCUUGCCUCAUUUCAACCUGGACUUCCAGAUGGUCAGCAGCGACUUCCGGCCCGAAGACCCCGAGUAUCAGAAGUCGGUGCUGCUGAUCGGAGCCGUGGCCCUGCUGUGUUUGGGCCUGGACCUCCUCUUCCUCCUCUUCUACUCCUUCUGGCUUUGUUGCCGCCGCCGCAAGAGCGGCGAGUCCUCGCACUCCCACACGCACUCCCAGCAGCCCAGCGCCGACUGCUGCUGCACCGCCUGGUGCGUCAUCAUCGCCACCCUCGUGUGCAGCGCCGGCAUCGCGGUGGGUUUCUACGGAAACGGGGAGUCGAGUGAUGGCGCCAGCCGCCUGGCCUACUCCCUGCGCCACGCCAACCGCACCGUGUCCGGGAUUGAGAAACUGGUGUCGGACAGCGCUCUGGCGCUCAACCAGACGGUGGAGGAGAACCUGAUCCAGCUGGAGACGGCCUACAAGGAGCAGACGGACUACCUGUCCGUGGUCCAGAAGCUGCAGGGACAGCUGGACGAGCUGGUGAAGCUGAUGGUGGACAUCCCCUUCUGGUCCAACACGCAGGUUUCUCUGGAGGACAUGGCCAGCCAGACGGAGGCUUUUGACUUCUACAGGUGGUUGGGUUACCUCGGCUUGCUGCUGUUUGAUGUCCUCAUUUGUCUCCUGGUGCUCUUUGGCCUGAUCCGGAACUCUCGGGGAACUCUGAUCGGCGUGUGUCUGUUGGGGGUGCUGACACUCGUCGUCAGCUGGGGGUCUCUGGGCCUGGAACUGGCUGUCGCUGCGUCGACCAGCGACUUCUGCGAUUCGCCCGACGCCUACAUCGCCCGGGCGACCAAGGAGAACGCCGUCAUCAAUCAAGACGUCCUGCAGUACUACCUGAGGUGCAGCCCCGGCCAGGUGAACCCCUUCCAGCAGAGGCUGUCGGGGAGUCACAAGGCGUUGGUGGAGAUGCAGGACGACGUGGCCGAGCUGCUGCGGUCUGCGACGCGGGACUACGCCAACACCAAGGGGACUCUGGAGCAGAUCCAGUUCGUGCUGAACUCCACCGAGGUGGGCCUCCACCAGCUGACGGCGCUGGUGGAUUGUCGCAGCCUGCACAUGGAUUACGUGCAGGCGUUGACGGGCCUGUGCUACGACGGCGUGGAGGGCCUCAUCUACCUGGUGCUCUUCUCCUUCGUCACCGCCCUCAUGUUCUCUUCCAUCGUGUGCAGCGUGCCACACACCUGGCCUGGCAAGAGGACGGACGAGGAGGACGGCGAGGACGAGUCGGGCGCCUCGCGGGGCGGCGUGCACGAUAACCUGUACCGCGUUCACAUGCCCAGUCUCUACAGCUGUGGCUCCAGCUACGGUAGCGAAGCUAGCCUGCCCGCCACCGCCCACACCGUCAGCAAUGCCCCCGUCACUGAAUACAUGAACCAGAACGCAAACUUUCAGAACCCGCGGUGUGAGAACACCCCCUUGAUUGGCAGGGAGUCCCCUCCACCCUCUUACACCUCCAGUAUGAGAGCCAAGUACCUGGCCACCAACCGCCCAGACCAGAACCGCCGCUCCGUCCCCAACGACCAACUGGACCCCGCCAGUCGGCCGCACGCCACCGCCCGACCACAGUCCUCGGUCCACUAGGGACCAGAACGGCUAAAAAGGGUUCCGUUCUCCCAACAAGCCAGAAACUCAACAGCUCAGCAAGUCGCUGACGGAAGACAGAAGCACACUUUUGUCCACUUUACUUAAACACAACGCGCCUUGGCUCCUCCCCCCCUUACAACUUGCAAAACCACUAGGCUCUGUCUACUGCCCCCUAGUGGACACACUCACACACUGUACAAAGAUGUACAUAAUAACCAUCAUUUCAUGACGGAUGGAUCAUUGCUGGUGACGUGCUGUGCUGUGCACUUCAUUACUGUAUCUCUUAAACACACAUUGUGAAUAAAUAAUAAUAAUAAUAAUAAUAUGACGUUUAGCUAGAAUCUAACUUCAACCAUGGACUUUUUCCAGGAAUUCUUUGGAUUUCAGCACUUGAAGGACAAAAACAAAAAAAAAGGUGCCAAAAAACAAAAGAUGCCUGACGUGUUGGAGAAGCUUAUGUUUGACUCGAAAUAACGACAAAAAAAAUCAUCGUACAACGACAACGAGGGAAGACCGGGAAAAAAGGAAGUGUUUGCUCGGUGCUACGUGAGUAACGUUUUCAGUCAUAUUUUUUUUAGCGUAGGACUAAAUAUUGGACGUUUACAAAAGUGAUACUGUGACAAACUUUUACCGACUUUUUAUUGUUUUUGGGGUUUUUUUACGUCCUCGUAAGCACAAGUUUUCUUCUCCUGCUAAUGUACAGCCUGUGUAAAAACCAUGCUAGCGUGUGAGACAUGGCCUUUUGUUUACAUUAUCGCUACGACGUCGCGCUAAAGUCAUGUUUACGCGUCAACAUGCUAUGAAAAAUGUAAAAGACAAAAGGCUGUAAUGUGCAUGCCAGGCCAGUAGUUGGCGAUGUCAUUUAGUAAAGAAACCGUUUUUUUUUACGCGACAUGGCUUGCUAACGCAGCUGCGCACAUUAGCAAUUGCAUUAUAUGUAAAGAGUAGUUCGUAAAAACGCCACUACCGUCUUCCGAUGUUUUUUGACUAAACACACUUCGUUUUUAGCGUUCCUAUGACACAAGUAAAUUGUCAGGUUCAAACACUGAUGACAUUUAUUAAACAAGACAAGAGGCAAAUAAUUAAACAGAGACAGAAUUCAAUUUGGACUCAGGAGAGUCGCCCGGACAUUGUAUCCUUCUACAAUCUCCAGCACGCUCUGCCAAAAGUUUGUAUGCCUCCUUCUUUUAUUUUGGACCACAUGGCCACGGCUGUUUCCAAAGGACAAAGGUCGCAAAAAAGUUCACAGAAAAGGUCGUAAACAAUUCACAGAAAUGGUCAGUUCAAAAAGAGUUCGUAAAAUAGUUCAAAAAGAGGUCCAUAAAAUAGUUCAAAAAGAGUUCGUCUGGAAAUUGGGCAGAUCCUGUCAUCUCUCCGCUUUGAAGUCCUUGGGCCAGAACAACAUCCUUCUGUUGAUUACCAUACAUGAGAGAAAACGGAAAACCCUUCAUGUGGCUCUCCCCCUUACACAGUGGAGUUUUACGAGCAUUCUUCUUGGUAGGUUGCAAAGACAGCUUUUGUCUUCUUACUUGACAGAACUCAAUAUAACACAAAGUUUUUUGUGAUAAUUUAGAAACAAUAAUUCUAACAUAAAUCUAUCGGGUUUUAG
Molecule: messenger RNA, 3602 nt
Organism: Nerophis lumbriciformis (worm pipefish)
Lineage: Eukaryota; Metazoa; Chordata; Actinopteri; Syngnathiformes; Syngnathidae
Product: protein tweety homolog 3-like
Cellular component (GO): plasma membrane
Molecular function (GO): intracellularly calcium-gated chloride channel activity; volume-sensitive chloride channel activity
Source: RefSeq, a predicted model, not a curated record